AUGUUUUUAGCCGGAACAGAGACAACUAGCAGCAGUGUAGAGUGGGCAUUAACUGAGCUUUUGCGAAAUCCAGAAGCAAUGGCAAAAGUGAAAGCAGAAAUUUCAGAAGUAGUAGGCCCAAAUAGGAAGUUUGAAGAGUGUGACAUAGACAAUCUAUCCUAUAUGCAAGCCGUGCUAAAGGAAUCGCUACGUUUACAUCCUCCCCUACCUUUCUUGAUUCCAAGAAGAGCAACUCAAGAUACAAAGUUCAUGGGGUACGACGUACCAAAAGGCACUCAAUUAUUGGUAAAUGCUUGGUCAAUUGGACGAGAUCCUGAAUGUUGGGACGACCCUUUUGAGUUCAAACCCGAGAGGUUUCUUGGCUCAAACGUAGACGUUAAGGGACAGAAUUACGAGUUAAUUCCAUUUGGUGCAGGCAGAAGGAUGUGCGUUGGCCUUUCUUUAGGUCAUCGUAUGAUGCAUUUCGCGUUUGGAUCGUUGCUACAUGAAUUCAAUUGGGAGCUUCCUGAUAAUAUUACUCCUAAAUCCAUGAACAUGGAUGAGAGUAUGGGAAUAACAGCAAGAAAAAAACAACCUUUGAAAGUGAUUCCAAAAAGAGCUUGAAAUUAUAAUUUUAUUUCUAAUGUUCCUUUGGUUGAAAUCUGUUUUGAGUUUGGUAUAGAUAUUGUUAUUACAAAACAAGUUUAGAAGUUUCUGAAAAGGCUUCUAUCAUAAAAUAAAGGGAAAAAGGCCA
Molecule: messenger RNA, 733 nt
Organism: Nicotiana attenuata
Lineage: Eukaryota; Viridiplantae; Streptophyta; Magnoliopsida; Solanales; Solanaceae
Product: cytochrome P450 76A1-like
Exons: 1
Coding region: 1-603 (200 amino acids)
Molecular function (GO): iron ion binding; oxidoreductase activity, acting on paired donors, with incorporation or reduction of molecular oxygen; monooxygenase activity
Source: RefSeq, a predicted model, not a curated record